Messenger RNA from Daucus carota subsp. sativus, 849 nucleotides. RefSeq lists its product as uncharacterized. The coding region runs from base 1 to 849 and encodes 282 amino acids. Lineage: Eukaryota; Viridiplantae; Streptophyta; Magnoliopsida; Apiales; Apiaceae. The transcript has a single exon. The record is from RefSeq and is a predicted model, not a curated record.
AUGGCUCUGAACAUAUGGCAACACAAUGAGAAGAAAACAAUGGAUUCUACAGCCUUAAAAAGACAUCCUUUUCGGAUUAUCACCACAGCCCUUCUCAGCCUCCUACUCCCACUCUCAUUUCUUCAUCUUGCCAGGCUCACAACAGCACGGUAUCUGCUAGAUAUCGACUCGAAUUCGGCCCCUGCAUCUUUGUCUUUACUACCAUAUCUUUUCUUACACACCAAUUUAACUCUUCUGCAUGGCCUUGUUUCAAUUGUUUGUGUUUUAUCUCUUGUUCAUGGUUUGAGUAGUGCUCGGAUCAUGCCUUUAGGCCUACCUUUGGAGCUCAUUCUACCUUCGCGGUUAAACACAGUCUGCAUUUUUCUAUGCACAUUGCAAGUUAUGGUGGGCUUGGGGAUGGAGGGAGGUGUAGAGUCAGGAGCUGAAGGUUUUAAUUUUGGUUACGAGAGAAAUUUGUUGAGUAAGCUUCUGUUCUUCAUCGGAUUGCACGAGACAAUGCUUUACUGGUCUAGAAAAGUUGUUAAGCCUGUGGUUGAUGACGCGUUUUUUGGUUCUAGAAGGGAAGAAAGGUGGAUUGAGAGAAUGAUCAUGGCGGCUAGCCUUAGUACAUUGUGGUGGUGGAGGUUGAAGGACGAGGUGGAGUCGCUGGUGGUAGUAGCUGAGGUUAAGACAGAGCUGCUGAUUAGUGUUAGCUUAACUGAUUUUUUGAGCUGGUGGUUGUAUUACCUGACAGUUACAACUGGAAUAGUUAGGGUGAUUAAGAGUCUUCUUUGGGUCGGGUUCGUGUUGGUUUCUAGUAAGGUGGAAAACAUUGCUAAUGACUUCUGUGUGAAUGAGGAGGUGGUCUAA